AGUGUAUCAGGAAUUAGUGUCCCCCGGAAACUUGUCUUGGCGGAACGCUUGUUUGCUAGGAAGUGGCAGCCCGUUCUGGAGUUGGUAUAACGGCUAUCUUGGCGGGCAGAGAAAGAAGCUGGAGAUGCAAACUCGGUCUAGGAGCGGCGGGCAGGAGCCUGACAGAAACGAGGAUGCGUUGGUCCGACAACCAAUCAGGCAUUCCCAAAGAGCCACCACUAAGGGAGCUGAAGCCGGCAAUGAUGAGAACAAUACAAAAACCAGUCAAGACAAGAAGAUUGCAGGUCCUGCUAAAAGAACGAACACGAAGACUAGUUUCAGUGGUGGUGUAGCCAGGGAUGGCAGAAAGAUAACUAUUCUUAACUCAAGUAAACCUGCAUCAGUCCAAAAUAGCAUUAGAGAUGAUGAUUCUAUAUACAGUAGUAAAGGGAGUGAAAAUGAAACGGAGAGCAGUGAAGAAGAAUUAGAACGUACUUCUGGUUCUAAAAUCGUUAAAACUUCAUCAACAGAUGUUCGUUACGUGCACGGUAAUCAAGGUGAUCAAGGUAGACAGACCAGUAGACCGACCAAUCGAAGACCAAGAAAAGAUCUUAAGAACGAUCCACAGGAUUUCAACAGGAACCACAAUACUUUUGAUGAGAAGAGAGAAUUUUCCCACAAACAGCCAGAAAAAAAAGCCAGAGAUCCUCUACUGGAUAAAAAUAGAAUUGAAGCCUAUUCUGACGGUGAGGAAGACCAACUCCAAACCAGUAUCAGAAGUGCAGAAAACCAACCCAAACCUCAACCAGUAAGAGGUACAUUCUGGAUCCUGAUUAUAGCUUUGAUUGUUAUUUUACUGGGAGUUUGUAUAGUAGUCCUGAAGAAUCCUAACACACUCAGCGCAGAAAAACAACAAAAAAAAGUAAUGGAAUCUUUCCAGGAUAAGUUUAGAAAGUUUCCAAUUCUUUUUUCUGGUCAGUCAUCGGACCUUUGGUACAGGAGCCAAAGGAUUUUAGAAUUGCAACUCCGUCAUGGGAAUGAAAACAAGGAACCUGCCAUUAUUUUAUUAACCGGUGCCCAGGAUGCAAAACAGAUGUUGCAUUGUGUAGGAAACUAUCUGGCAAAAACCUAUGCUUCUACCCUUAACGGCAGCUACACAGUCCUCUCUGGGACGGAUAUGCCCUCUGAAGACAGUGAAGAUGUUAAGAUGAAUAUUGAUCAAAGGCUAAAUGCAGGAUUCCAAGGUAACAGUAAAGCGGCAGUGCUGCAUCGUUUAGAAUUACUACCUCCUGGGUCGUUGAUCAUUCUCUACAAAUAUUGUGACCAUGAGAAUGCGGCUUUUAAGAAUGUUGCACUGGUGCUAACGGUGCUUUUGAAGGACCCUACUUUGCAACCAGACAUUGGGCUUAAUGAACUGGAGGAGACCGUCUAUGACUUCUUAAAGGAAACAUUCAUUACUCAAGGAAAGUCCAGGACGUCCCAUAACGAGAUGGAUGGAGACAAGCUGGGGGGAGUGUGGAGUCGCAUCUCGCAUGUUGUGCUGCCUGUGUUCCCUGGAAAACAGAAUGUGAAAGAAUGUGAAGAAUCCAAAACCAGUCCAUGAAGAUAGCAAUUCUUUUAAGCACAACAUGAAAUGGGAUCAGUGCUAUAUGUGCACUCAUACAGAGCUCUAUGUUCAGAAUUGUUUGAAGGAAAUCUAGUUUCCCAUAAAAAUAUAAUUCUUUAAUUUCUUCUCCAAUACCCCACCAGAAAACUAAAAUGGAGCAUUUGAUUGUUACAGGUAAAGAAACCAGUUCAUUUGUCAAACACUUUUAGCCUUAGUCCAUUGUGUCCAUAUACCAUUGUUGAUAACCCUGGACACCAAGGCUGGAGUAAAAUAGGACUUUCUCGGUCUUUUACCUCACUUCUCAUCAACAUUGAUGGUCCUCAGCUCUGUCCUGGGUGACGGUUGUGGUUAGAGAGAUGGACCACCAAUUGUAAUGACACAAAACUUUGUGUAUAUCCACAUCCAGCCAGUGACGUAAUCUGAAGUUCAUUCAUUGGCUGCGGCUUUCACUCCAAAUACCUCAUAAAAAAAAAUGUGAGCUCUGAACGGGAAAGUGGCAUUGUCUAUUAAAAAUGAUGACUUCUUCCACAGAGAUGAAUUGAGCAUAAAUCUAAAAAAAACUAUACUUGUGACUGGAAGUAUAAUUCAGCUAGAUUCUGAGUUGGUAAAUAUAUAUUUUUUUUAAUUUGCUUUAAUUUGAACUUCUGCAAUGAUAAAAAUCUACUGUUGCUUGGGUACAUCGUCACAGGCCCUGAAUAAGCAUCCAGCUAGCAUUGUCUAAAUCACCUUCCCUGUCAGUGACCCAGAAGUAUUGAGGCUGGUGGAUCAGUAUGGCAGCUAGAAUUUUUAGGAGGGUCUGCUUUGACAUCCCAUGUAUUUUUUGCAAUACAAGGUGAACUGGUAAAAUACAAAAUGUCAUAAUAAAUAGGCCACAGAUAUUUAUGGAGGAACUCCAUUAAACAUGUUUAUCUAAAAUGGUCACAAAAAAAAAGUUAAUUUUAGAAAACUGUGUAGUUUGUGUGAAAGUAGUGUCCCCAUGUCACUUUCUACUACAUACUUUUAGCAACCAAUGAAUUAUGCCGCUAGGUGCUGGAGAAGGUCUUUGAAAGUCACAAGAGAUGAUCAAAAGCACUUAUGUAUUGUCUGCUUUUGGUGCACUGGCUCCCUGUUUUCUGCAGAAUCCCAAAAUAAAGCCAAGCUGAGCAGUGUCCCUACCCUACA
This is a messenger RNA of Rana temporaria (common frog), 2746 nucleotides long. Its product is annotated as torsin-1A-interacting protein 1-like. Gene Ontology annotation, molecular function: ATPase activator activity. Gene Ontology annotation, biological process: membrane organization. Bases 125 to 1582 code for a protein of 485 amino acids. Gene Ontology annotation, cellular component: membrane. The record is from RefSeq and is a predicted model, not a curated record. NCBI's taxonomy places the organism in Eukaryota, Metazoa, Chordata, Amphibia, Anura, Ranidae. The transcript has 11 exons.